AUGGAGGAUUUCAACAAAGUAAAAAAUCCUAUGGAUGAUGAUGAUGAAGAGAAUCAAUAGUAAUAAAAGAGUUAAUAGCCAAGAUAAGCAGUCUCAGUUAUGAAUCCUAAAAAUAGUUAGCAGUAGUAGCCAAAAAAAUAAUAGAGCGAAAUCAAAAAAAAGACAGUAGCAUUAAAUCCAAUUAUUUAAUAAUCUAAUAUUGUUGAAACAUUUAAUAAUGAAUUUGGCAAAAACACACUUCAGUUUGAUCAUAUUAUUGAAGAGUGUGAACAUUUAUUAUUUGGAAAUUGCUGGGAAGAUCCUGAAUUCCCUGCUAACAAAUAGUCUUUAUCUCUUUACUUUGAAAAAUUGCCAAGAUAAACAUAGGAAGCUUGGCAGUAAAUAGUUUGGAAAAGGCCAAAUGAAUUUUUAAAUGAAGAAAAUAUUAAGCUCUUUGAUGUUAUAGAACCAGAUGAUAUUAAAUAAGGUUUGCUUGGAGAUUGCUACUUUUUAUGCGCAUUGAGUGCUCUUGCAGAAUAAGAUUGUUUAAUCGAAAGAUUGUUUCACACAAAAGAAAAGCAAAAAUAUGGAGUAUAUAGCGUCUGGCUGAAUAUAAAUGGAGAAUGGAUAAAUAUCAACAUUGAUGAUAGAAUUCCUUUUAAGAGAGAUAAACCGGCCUUUAGUAGAGGAUAAGGAGAUGAAUUGUGGGUUUUAUUGUUGGAAAAGGCUUAUGCUAAAGCUUAUGGGUCUUACGAAAUUAUUGAAGGUGGUAAUCCAGCACAUGCAUUAAGAGAUUUAACAGGAGCCCCUUGUGAAAAUGUUGAUAAUUUAACAGCGGAUGAAUUUUGGAAGUAUUUAGAAUAAAAUGAUAAUUAGCAAAAUGUACUUACUUGCUAUACAAAGUCUACAAAUGUUAGGGAAGAAGAAAAUGAAUUAGGUAUUCUUUCAGGACACGCUUAUUCUAUUUUAGAUCACCAGAGUGUUAGAGGAGACGAUAAUUAGUUUCAUAAAAUUCUAAAAAUAAGAAAUCCGUGGGGUAUGAAAGAGUGGACAGGUGAUUGGAGUGAUAACAGUGAUAAAUGGAACCCAGUUUUGAGGUAAAGGUUAAAUGUUGAGAGUAAAAAUGAUGGUACUUUUUGGAUGUCAAUUUAUGACUUUGCAAAAUAUUUCGAAGGAAUUGGAAAUUGUAAGGUUAGACCUGACUAUUCAUAUAAUUCUAUAAAGCUUGAUUUCACAAAAGAUAAAAUAAAAGUUGUGCAAUUUAAAGUCAAAGAGGCUACUCAUGGCUUCAUCUCAAUAAACUAGUUUGAUGAAAGAAUGUUUUAUCAUAGUAACAAGGAGUACCAAUAUUCAAACUGUAGAAUGUUCAUUUUAAAGAAGAAUUAAAAAAAGGAAUUUGAGUAUGUAGGUGCAUUAUAUGGUAUAGAUAGAAAUCUCUAUAUUGAAUAGAAAUUCCUACCAGGUGAGUACAUUGUUGUAGCAUAAAUCUUCUGGAAAUAAGAUAUCAUUAGAGAGUGUUCAAUUAGUUCUUAUUCGCAUAAGCCAAUAUCAUUUGAGUAUUUAGAAGGUGUUAAUCCUGUUGAAAUGUUGAAAAUAGCUUUUAAAUGUGUUUCAAUAGAAACUGCUGAAAAAAUAGACCCUUAAACUGGUAAAGAGCUUUAAAAAAUAAUGUCUUAUGUUAAACCAGAUAGGAAUUGGAAUUUCCCUCUCCUUACAAAAAGAUAUGGAUUUUAGUAUGGAUCAUUUUACAUGUAUUAUAAAAAUGGAGAAAUGCAAUAGAUUUUAAAUGAAGAGUUGAAUUUUAAAAUGGAAGGAUAUAUCCCACUCGAACCCUACUACAGUGAAGAUGAAUUCUAACAAGGCAAAUAUAAUGGGCUUUAUGAAAAGAAAAUUGAGAUUACCAUUCCAGGCGAUAGAGAAGCUGUUAUUUUGUUUGAUAGCUGUGGUUCUAAGUUUACAUAUAAUUUCAGCACUAGGCCAUAAGUACACAAUAUUCACACAGAUGAGGGUAAAAGGCUUAUCAGAGAAAGUAUACAAACCUAGCAUUAAUUGCUUAAGGAAGAAUCAGAUAAGUUUGUAGCUAAAAAAAAUGUAAGUUCUUUUGGGAGAUCAUAAAUUAUUGGGCAAGUAGGUAACCCAGAUUCAAGAAGGCCAAGUUUUGUAGAUUUGUCUGGAAUAAGAAUGAAAUCAGAUAAUAAACUAAAAUCAGUUGUUCAACCUGAAUAAUUAAAUCAAAAUGAAAACACUGAUAUUCCAGAAAUAGAAGAAGAAUGUCUAGAAUUCUUUGAUGAUUUAUUAGGAAAAAGAAUAACUAAUUGGGGUUUAUUUAUUAACUGGAUAACAUUCCUUAUGUUUCCUAUAUUUUUGCUCUAGUCCUUUUCAAAGAAUACCUAUUUAGAUAUGAUGAUUGCUAUGAGCAUAAUUAAUUUGGUGAAUGCUGAGAAACUAACACAUUAACUAUUGAGAUUAAUUAUUUUAGCCUUAUAUUUUUCAUUAAUUGUCGAUAUAAUAUUCAUCUUACAAGAUCAUGAAAAUAAUCAUUUGCUCACUGGUCAAAGUCUAUACACAGGAAUGUAUAAAUUCAGUAUAUUCUUUGUUUAUAUAGGCAUACUUUAUAAAAUAUUUGCUAGCUUUUCUUAUCUUCAUGUUUAUAAAAAUUUCUUAGCAGUUAUUCCCUACAUUUAACAAGGAUUCAGAAAAAUAAGGUAUUUCCUAAGAGAUUUAUAAUUAGAUAAGGAAACAAUAGCUCGUCUUUAAUAAUAAUAUCAGUAGAGAGGCUAAUAGUAAUCUCCAGAAUAUUAAUAUUAGAAAAUGUAGACAUUUGGUGAAAGUUAGAAUAAAAUUUAACAAAUUAAUAGCCACGAAAAUAUUACAUUACAAGUUCAUCAUUGA
Molecule: messenger RNA, 2871 nt
Organism: Tetrahymena thermophila SB210
Lineage: Eukaryota; Ciliophora; Oligohymenophorea; Hymenostomatida; Tetrahymenidae
Product: calpain family cysteine protease
Exons: 11
Biological process (GO): proteolysis
Cellular component (GO): cytoplasm
Molecular function (GO): calcium-dependent cysteine-type endopeptidase activity
Source: RefSeq, a predicted model, not a curated record